CCGUAUAAAGUCCCCAUGAACCAAUUCCCCCAGUCUCCGGACGUGACCCAAGGGCAGCAACCUCCCGUCUACCAGGACCCGAACCAGCACGCCCAGUUCCAGCAGAACCAGAUGUAUCAGCAGCCGCAGAUGCAACAGUAUGCGGGCUCACCGCCGCCCCAGCAGCCCCAGGGCGCCUACAUGUCGCCUCAGCAGACGGGCCAGUUCCAGCAGCAGCCCAUGAACCCCGGCAUGCCUCCGCAGCAGCAGAGCGGUACCGUCUAUCAGACCGCUACGCCCAUUGCUUCGCUCAACCGAUCCCCCGCGCCGGCGGACUGCCCUGCUUGUGGCCAGCGUGCCAUGACCAACGUCUCAUACGAGAUUGGCAACACCACACACGCCUGGGCUCUCGGUCUCUGCUGCUUCGCCUGCUUGGGAUGCAUCCCCUACGUCAUGAACUCGCUCAAGGACGUCCAGCAUAAGUGCGGACGCUGCGGUGUCCUGCUCGCUACCUGGCAUCGUAGCGGUACCACCGAGGUGCACAUCCACUCCUAA
Molecule: messenger RNA, 534 nt
Organism: Trematosphaeria pertusa
Lineage: Eukaryota; Fungi; Ascomycota; Dothideomycetes; Pleosporales; Trematosphaeriaceae
Exons: 2
Molecular function (GO): zinc ion binding
Source: RefSeq, a predicted model, not a curated record